UAUAGAUAAAUAUUCGUCAUAUAUUAAUUUCGUAUCGUUUUUAAGUGAUGUGUUUCAAAAUCAUCGAGUUCUGGAUGUGGAGAAUCGCUUGUUAUGUAUUAGCAACGAUUUUUAUCAUCAUAGGUUUUAUUUACGGACCGUUCAACACCGCCAUGUAUUUCGCAGAUCCUCAACCAUCUAAAUCGGAAUUACUUCAUACGGAGAAACACCUGGCGGUUCUGCUGCUGUAUUUGGUGGGUUUGAGCUGGUACCUCUUCAUCACACACCUGUUCCUCUUGUACGCGUGCUGUAUGAAGAACGUGAAAGUCCUUAACAUUUAUAUAGUGCUGAUAAUAACCCAUCUCUGCGUCACGAUAGUGUUCUGUGUGUACAAUUUAUUUCUCUGUUUAAUUUUCGACAACCAGUGCUAUGAUCACAAGAGCGGCUCCAAUGACAUCGCCGCGUCCCUCGGCGUGGCCUUAGCCGGCGUUGUGUACUGCGUCGUGUGGCUCGUCUUAAUAUUCGCUGUGUUUGGCGAGAGUGCGCUGCGUCUAUACGUCGGAGAAUUUGCAAAAACGUCCGCUAACGCAGUACAGUUCAGUUAG
Messenger RNA from Danaus plexippus (monarch butterfly), 584 nucleotides. RefSeq lists its product as uncharacterized. The record is from RefSeq and is a predicted model, not a curated record. The transcript has 3 exons. NCBI's taxonomy places the organism in Eukaryota, Metazoa, Arthropoda, Insecta, Lepidoptera, Nymphalidae. Bases 48 to 584 code for a protein of 178 amino acids.